Ordospora colligata OC4 is the source of this 2283-nucleotide messenger RNA. Its product is annotated as E3 ubiquitin-protein ligase. The coding region runs from base 1 to 2283 and encodes 760 amino acids. The record is from RefSeq and is a predicted model, not a curated record. Lineage: Eukaryota; Fungi; Microsporidia; Ordosporidae. Gene Ontology annotation, biological process: protein polyubiquitination. The transcript has a single exon. Gene Ontology annotation, molecular function: ubiquitin protein ligase activity.
AUGAGCUUACAUCUUCAAGAGGAGUAUAGACAGCAGCUUGUAAAUGGAUGCGAGAAUGCUGUUUGUGGCGGAGUGUUUUGCAAUGCAAAGCUUGAGGAUGAGCUUGUGGAGAGAGUAUCUGAAACACUAUCUGAAUAUGGAGAAUUGUUUCUAUGUAAGAAUAUGGAUAGAGUAGCUGAUCGAUAUGUAGAGGAUGAUUUACUGAGAAAAAAGAGCAAGGUUCUGAUUUUUUUCUUUUUUGUGUGUUUGAAGGUUGUAGGAUCUAGGAAACAUGUUCAGUUUGGAAGUAAUAAUGCAGGGGAUAAUGAGUUGUUGCUGGGUGUUUGUAAAUGCUAUGGAAAAUGCAAGCAUGAAUCAAGUAAGAUUAAAUGCAAGCAUGAACCAAAUAGAAUGAUGUGCAAUGUGAUGGAAAGUGAUGAAGAAGCAGAUGAUUAUGGAGCUUCUGAAAAGGAGUGUUGUGAUGAAGGAGCGUGCAUGAACGAGUUUGGAUGCAUAAAAAUAGACGAGAUGAUUGAAGAGGAGCUUUGUAUACCUGAAGGAGCAGAUCAUUCGAUUUGUGAGCUGCUUUCGAAUAAAAAUGCAGCUUCUGCUGAGGAUAUUUACCUUAUUGGAGCUGUAUUUCAAUUGCUUGUUAGGAAGUAUGAAGAAGCGCCUCAGUUUACGCUCGGAAUGAUUAUUUUAAGAAUGUAUGGAAUGUUUAACAAGCAUUGGAAGCUUGGAAGCAUAAAUUACACGGUUUUAUGCAACAUUUUACAGAAUAUAAAAUGUGUGUAUGAAGAAAUGGCGAAGGGAACGAGUUUGUGCGAAGGAAUUGUGUGCAGUUAUACAAACAAACACGCCAAGACAAAGAAAACAAUGUGUGUGUAUCCUCCAAGGCUUACAAGAUCCGAUCUUGCAAUGCUGGUCAAUGAAGUGUCUCAUGGCUUGAACUCAUCGGUAAGCACAGAAUGCAGGGAAGACACAAGAAUUAAUGAGAUGCUAAGUGUGCUGCGUGUGUUGUACUGCAUAAAUGAGGAUUUUGAAGCCCUAAGUCAUAAGAGAUUUUAUCUCUACGAGUUCUGUGAAAGGAUGGAUUUUCGUGAGGAAUUCAAGCACCUGCGUGCGAAGUCCAAGAGUGCAUUGGAAUUUCCGUUUAUUCUUCCUGUGCACAUCAAAGCAGAACUUAUUAAGUGUGAGAGCAAUGAUAGAAUGAAGAGCUCACUGCAAGAUUCGUUCUUCAAAUCGCUUUUUGAAGGACACAUAGAUCCUUAUCUGUUUGUUACAGUUGAUAGGGAAACUGUAUAUAGAGACAGUAUUGAGAUUUUCAAGCAUUUAAAUCCUCAGGAUGCAAGGAAGCAGCUUAGGACAACGUUUAGAAACGAAGAAGGAGUAGACUCUGGAGGUAUACGCAAGGAAUACUUCCAGCUGUUGAGUCAUGAAAUCCGAGAAGACAAUAAGCUGUUUGAACAUGUUGAAAACAAGAUCUGGAUCAAGGCUGGAGCAAAAGAUAUGUGCGAGUAUGAGGCUGUUGGUAGGAUUAUUGCAAUAGCACUCUACAACAACAUUGUUCUGAGCAUUCCUUUUCCCAGGCUUUUUUUCAAGAAGCUACUUGAAAAGAAACCAACGAUUGAGGAUCUUGAGGAGAUAUCUCCAGAUGUUUCUAUGUCUCUAAAGAAGCUGAGAAUGCUCUCUAAGGAGGAAAUUGACUUUCUCGAUCUACGGUUUGUUUCGGAAUACUACGAAGAAGGCAAUGUUCUAAUACACGCUCUUGUUGAGAAUGGAGAAAACAUAAGAUUGACUGAGGAUAACAUAGGCUUAUUUAUAGAGAAAUACUCUGAAUUUUAUACAGAUGUUCUUGUAAGGCCGCAGUUUGAGGCACUGAAGAAAGGAUUUUACUCUGUCAUGGAGAAAUGUAAGCUUGUAUAUCUGAAUCCAAAGGAGCUUGAGAAGAUAAUGAUGGGAUCGAAUGGGUUUGACAUCAAAGAGAUCCGGUCAGCAACCACAUACUCUGGGUUUACUGAGGAGUCGCCGGUGAUUGUGCACUUCUGGGAGAUAUUUGAAGCAUUUGACAAGAAGAAGAGAAAAAAGCUUCUGCAGUUCAUCACAGGUAAUGAUAGAAUACCUGUCUCAGGGUCUGUAUCACUAAAACUUGUGAUUAUGAGAAACGGUUGCGAUACAGACAGGCUCCCAUCUUCUCAGACAUGUUUUAACACACUACUUCUUCCUGAAUAUUCAUCUAAAGACAAAUUAGAGAAUAAGUUGGAAACUGCACUUGAGCUAACAGCAGGAUUUUUCCUGCUUUGA